AUGCUGCCAAAACGAAGAGGACGACCGCCGAAGAUAGUAAACGAGUCGCAUAAUGAUAUUGAGGAGAUAGGAGGCGGUGUUGGGCGCGCCGGUGACUCUUCAGCAGCCAUGACAGCUAGGAAAGCUACAACUGGGGGGAGGGGAAAGGGAAAGGGGAAAGCCCCUGCAAACAACGCAGUUCCUGAAGUGUAUCGAGACAUGCUAGACGAGGCACUCCCAGCGCAGUUUGAAGUGCCAGAGAGGCCGUUGAAAAAGAGAAGGGUCGGUCCUCGAGGCGCUCCUGGAAUAGCAAGUAGCUCGAAGCUACCUGACAAGCAAGUUUCCGACGAGGAUGAUGAUGAUAUCCAGUUCGAGGAUGUUCUGGACACAGGCGAUCUCGAAGGGUUUGAUAUCGGCGAGGCGAACACUCCUGCGAAGGAACAGCAGACCGCAUAUAGGGAUCUGGAUGAAGAAUCGGACGACAAUGAUUUUGAUUGGGAUGGAGUGGAUUUCGAAAAUCUACCCCAAGAUCAACCUAGCGGUGAUCUUGAAUUGACGCUCAAUACUAUAAUGACCCCUCAACCAUCAAGAAGUGCCCCCCGGCGGAGGCUAGUUUCGAAGGCUGAGAAGGUUACGCGGCUAGAGAUCCAUAGAAUGCAUAUUCUUUGUUUAUUGUCGCACGUUUCCACGAGAAAUGAUUGGUGCAAUGACUCUGAAGUUCAGAGCUUGCUCAGACCCCUAUUGAAUAAGAAAGUAUUGUCGUUGCUUAGACCUAAAUCUGAUCUGUCGCAAUUCGGAAGAACAGAAUCGCUGAAGAGGGGCCUGGAGCAAACUGUGAAGAUAUGGAAGUCCAAAUUUUCUAUUACAGCCAGAGGCAUGCGAAGAGCACUCUGGGCAGAUGAUGAGAAGGAUCUCCAAAAUUAUAAAUUAGCUGGCCCUGCGGAUCUCGUCCUAGAGAAAUUGGACUUCCGGGCUGCUGCUAAGACAUUUAAAGGCUCCAGAGAUUUAGGAGCUCAGCUAUAUUGUGCAUUACUUCGCAGCGCAGGUCUUGAUGUUCGACUCAUAUGCUCACUUCAACCACUGUCCUUUAAUUCGGGAGGCCCUCCAAUGCCUCCAAGUUCCGUACCACCAACCAAACCUGCUAGCCCCGAAAUCAGCGAUGAAGGUGAUGUCGUAGACAUCCAAGACGAGGAUUCGCCGUUCGGCAAGAAUGGGCCCAGUGCUCUAGGCUUGCCAUUUUCACCACGACGCCGGCUUGGCCAUCCAAAUGCUGCAGAUUAUAAUAUGCCUGAUAUAAGUGCUCCAGUUCGACUUCCGCCCAAGCCAAAACCCCAAACCAUUCAAGAAUCACCAUACCCAGUAUUUUGGGUAGAGGUUCUGGACGAAGCGCAUCAAAAGUGGUUUCCGGUCGAUCCUCUAGUCACGGAAGCCAUUGCCAAACCUCGUUCUUUGGAACCUCCGGCAGCAGAUCGUGAAAAUAUGAUGUCUUAUGUGAUAGCGUUCGAAGAGGCAGGCAACGCUCGAGAUGUUACGAGACGAUACGCCAAAGCUUUCAACGCCAAAACAAGGAAGAAUCGUAUCGAACCAACCCCUGCGGGCAAAAAGUGGUGGAGUAAAACUAUGAGAGCCUAUUCUCGAGACUGGACAAGUGACCUAGAUCAAAUAGAGGACAUUGAAUUGACAGCAAUCGAGACGAGAGAACCAAUGCCUAAGAAUAUCGCGGAUUUCAAGGAUCACCCGGUGUAUGCUUUGGAGCGACAUCUCAAAAAGAAUGAGAUCCUAGUAGCCACACGUGAGAGUGGAAAAGUGGCUGCCGGGCGGGACUCGGGCACACCUGGAAGACGAAAACUGGAAAAUGUAUACAGAAGGCGCGAUGUUAAGAUAGCUCGUAGUGCAGAUGCCUGGUACCGUCUUGGAAGGGACAUCAAGAUGGGGGAACAGCCUGUGAAAGUUGUUGCUGCAAAACGAAGACCAGACGAAGAUGAUAUGGGUGGUGAUGUCGAGGAACGCCCUGGCACAAACCUCUUCACUGAGGAUCAAACAGAGAUAUACGCGGCACCGCCUGUAGUCAACGGUCGAGUACCAAAAAAUUCAUUUGGGAAUAUCGAUGUAUAUGUCCCAAGCAUGGUCCCCAAGGGAGGUGUCCACAUACCUCUCGAAGAAGCAGCUCGCGCAGCUCGACUUUUGGGUGUCGAUUAUGCUGACGCUCUCACGGGGUUCGAAUUCCGCGGUCGCCAUGGAACAGCUGUAUUGAAAGGCGUAGUGGUCGCCGCUGAGUACCAUGAGGCCGUUGAGGCUGUGAUAGAGGGAUUUAGGGAUGAGCGAGCUCGUGAGCAAGAGCGCAUGCGCAUUCUUGCUAUAUUUAGAAUGUGGAAGCGGUUUCUCUUCGGAUUAAGGAUCAAGAAGCGUGUUGAUGCUUAUGCAGGGGAUGAUGAAGAGGCUCAACCGUCCGAAGAUAUCGAUGAUGAUGUUGAUGAGGAAGAUGACAAGGGUUAUGUUGACCGUGGUGAUGAUGAUGAGAGUGAGGGAGGCUUCCUGUCUGAUGAGGGCGGUGGUGGAUUUUUCCAUGAGUGA
Messenger RNA from Venustampulla echinocandica, 2553 nucleotides. RefSeq lists its product as uncharacterized. The transcript has 3 exons. Gene Ontology annotation, biological process: mismatch repair; nucleotide-excision repair. The record is from RefSeq and is a predicted model, not a curated record. The coding region runs from base 1 to 2553 and encodes 850 amino acids. Gene Ontology annotation, cellular component: nucleotide-excision repair factor 2 complex; nucleus; cytoplasm. Gene Ontology annotation, molecular function: damaged DNA binding; single-stranded DNA binding. Lineage: Eukaryota; Fungi; Ascomycota; Leotiomycetes; Helotiales; Pleuroascaceae.